Molecule: messenger RNA, 346 nt
Organism: Physeter macrocephalus (sperm whale)
Lineage: Eukaryota; Metazoa; Chordata; Mammalia; Artiodactyla; Physeteridae
Source: the annotation of a RefSeq genome assembly
AUAAACAUUCUACUGACACUCCUAACAAACACAACACUAGCCCUGUUACUAAUACUUAUCGCCUUCUGACUCCCCCAGUUAAAUGCAUACACUGAAAAGACAAGCCCCUACGAAUGUGGCUUUGACCCUAUACAAUCUGCCCGCCUACCCUUUUCCAUAAAGUUCUUCCUAGUCGCAAUUACCUUCCUUCUCUUCGACCUAGAAAUCGCCCUCCUAUUGCCCCUCCCCUGAGCAACCCAAAUAAAUAACCUAAAAACAAUACUUACCACAGCCCUAUUCCUAAUCUCCUUAUUAGCAGCUAGCCUCGCCUACGAAUGAACCCAAGAAGGCUUAGAAUGAGCCGAAU